Messenger RNA from Paraglomus occultum, 1374 nucleotides. NCBI's taxonomy places the organism in Eukaryota, Fungi, Glomeromycota, Glomeromycetes, Paraglomerales, Paraglomeraceae. The record is from the annotation of a GenBank genome assembly.
AUGAAAAGCUUGGUUCUGAAUCCUCCGGAAAGAGCAAUUCGUUACAAACUGGUGAUACGAGCUAUCGCGAUCAUUGUGUGCCUCGCCUUCUGGAAUAUAGUCGAUUAUAAUAUACAUGCGCUUGAAGAGGCAUCGCUACAAAGGAUCUAUGAGGAAGAUCCGCCAAACUACUAUUACUUUGACGAGCCCGUUCAGGAAAUGUUUAUUGAUGAAGAAAUAACCGAUACAGAAGAGCUGAUAAAUCUAAAGUAUUGCGGCUCUUCUAAAUGUCGGUUUUUAUUCCCGGUUUUACUGAGGGAGCAAGAAUCCAGGGCGCGAAUACACAUGAUACGCAUAAUGUUGAUGGCGCGAAAAACCAAUCGAGUAUUAGUCUUGCCUAAUGUCGGGGGGUCAAGAUUAGGCGCAUGCAAACUUUUUUCAUUCGAUUAUUAUUACUCUAUCGACACUAAAAAGUUUCCGGACUUUAAGUUUAUUACCCAAAGUCAAUUUUUGUCGUGGAACCAGGAAAUGAGAGAAAUAAAUGCGAAAAUGCCUACCGCAAAGGCUGUCUACUUAGACAGUAGUUACAAGAUCAAAAAAGAGCAGAUCAAGUCUGAGAAAUUGAAUCUCGAAAAGUACAAAAUCGACAACUGCAUGCAACCGUUCUAUUUGGAUUACGAAGACAAAGCUCGCACCAUACUGAUAAGAAAAACGUUCAAUGACCGAGAUGCGAUCGCGCGGUUUGUUAUCGAUGGUCUUCGAUCGGUUCAGUCAGAUGUCUUGCUAAUGAAUUACAGUUUCCCCAGAUUUAAUUACCCAAAUCUUCAACGAGAGAUGCCUCCACUCAACUAUGCAAACUAUCUUAUUGAGCAGGCAAAGAAUGCUGCAUCGUCAAUACGCCCAUACGUCGGCAUUCAUUGGCGGAUGGAGUCGGCAAAGGCGAAAAAUCUAGUCAAUUGCUCCGUCAGUCUUGUGGAAUAUAUAAAACGAGUUAAACAAGAGCAUAAAAUAAAGAACGUGUAUAUCGCUACGGAUUAUCCUCUUGAUGGUGGUGAUAACUCUCAUUCAGACACAUUCGCAACACUUACAGAGAAUCAUCACAAAGCAGCAAAUAUAUUGAAUAACAGUCUCGACUUCUAUACAUGGAUGCGCCUCGAUUCUUCUCCAUCAGCUUUUGCCGGCUCUUCUAAGAGAUGGGAUCAUGAAGACUCUGGAAUAUUAGGAACACUCGAUAAGUUGAUGUUAGUGUACGCUGAUUGGUUUGUUAGUGGCCCAGGUGGGUGUGCAAGAGUACAGAGUUCGUACACUGCCCAAGUAGUAAAAGAAAGAAAGCGACAUGUGACUACAAUUGGACAAUCAACAGACAACUUGCUGAACAUUAAAGAUAUAUGGUAG